AUGGCCCUAUAUUUAGAACAAGCGAAAGAGUUACUUCACCGUUUCAAGACAUACAAGGUGGUUCACAUCAAUCGCUCUGAAAACAAACCAGCAGACGCUUUAAGCAAGCUCGCUUCAACUUCCUUUCAACAUCUAGCCAAAGAUGUAAGGAUUGAAGUACUCAAGAAUCCAUCAGUCCUACUACACCAAGUAAAUGUGAUCGAAGUAGGGCAGCCAUCUUGGAUGACCCCUAUAAUUCAAUAUCUACAAGACGGGAUACUCCCGGAAAGCAAAGUGGAGGCGAGGAAGAUUCAAAACAAGGCCCUGCACUAUGAAAUGAACAAUGGUAUUUUGUACCAAAAAUCCUAUCUAGGGCCCCUAUUGCGAUGCGUAGACCCCCAAGACGCAAAUUAUUUGAUCAGAGAGAUCCACGAAGGGAUCUGUAGCAUCCAUGCAGGACCGAGCAUGGUUGUCGCAAAAAUUGUGAAUGCUGGUUAUUCUUGGCCAGGGAUGCAUGUCGACGCCCUAAGGGAGCUGCGCAAAUGUGAUUCGUGUCAGAGACACUCCCCGAAGACCCUGUGCCCAAAGAAUGAUCUUAUCCCGGUAUCCACCACUUAG
Molecule: messenger RNA, 597 nt
Organism: Helianthus annuus (common sunflower)
Lineage: Eukaryota; Viridiplantae; Streptophyta; Magnoliopsida; Asterales; Asteraceae
Exons: 1
Coding region: 1-597 (198 amino acids)
Molecular function (GO): nucleic acid binding; RNA-DNA hybrid ribonuclease activity
Source: RefSeq, a predicted model, not a curated record